AUAAUAUUUAACGUUUAUAGGUUAGCACAAUUAGUUAGUCGAAUAGCAUAAAGCAAAGCAAACUGUUCGGUUGUCGAAGUCUUAAAAAAACGCAAACGCGAUAUUGAAUGGUGUGCAAUUAAUUUUGAUAUAAACAACAAACAAACGAACGAAAAAAUGUGGAAAUUUGCUUAUUUAUUGGGUUUUUUGUGUACAGCAACAUUAUUCUUUAUCACGCCCUCGCUGGCUGACCCUCGUAUCAUCAAUGGCACUCAGGCUGCAGUAGACAACACCAAAUAUGUUGUGUCCAUAAGGCUGAAGCGUUAUGAAAGCAGUUUUGGCAGUGGUCAUAUCUGUGGUGGUUCGCUGAUAGGACCCAAUAAAGUUUUAACAGCUGCUCAUUGUCUGUACAAUAGCGAUAAAAAGCGUUAUCGUAAAGCGAAUGAAUUCGUUGUUGUUUUGGGUGCCCUGAAUCGAUUCCAGCGUGUUAAUGGUACAAUUGUCUCGGAUGUCAAAUCAAUUGCCUACAUGAACACUUUCAGCAUGGAUACAAUGCGUGAUGAUAUCGGUCUGAUGUUUUUGAAAACAGGUUUGCCGGUAAACAAGAGCCACUUGACCGUGGAACCAAUUGCAAUUGCCAAUACAACCACGCCAAUUGGGGUGUCAUGUCAAGUUUCGGGAUGGGGCAAAACUGAGAGGGGCUCCCUUUCGCCAGUCUUGCUUACCGCCAAUGUGACAACCAUCUCGAAAUCAGUUUGCUCCGUUUCCUAUAACAAUGGCAUACUGAAUGGUAUGUUGUGUGCCGGUCAUCUACGUGGUGGUACCGAUUCCUGUCAAGGUGAUUCUGGUGGUCCCCUGGUUUACAAUAACACCCUGAUAGGUGUUGUGUCAUGGGGCUCGGGAUGUGCCCAACCUGGAUUCCCAGGAGUCUAUGUCGAUGUUCAGUAUUACAAUAAAUGGAUUAUGGAACGCAAUGGUGCUAUAAGCCGAACUUUAAGUACAUUAACUCUAUGCGUAGCAGUAUUAUUAGGAUUAUUUAAUUAUUUAUAAAUAUAUUGUAAGAUUUUAUUUAUAAUAUACUCAAUGUUUUGUAA
Messenger RNA from Musca domestica (house fly), 1073 nucleotides. Its product is annotated as trypsin eta. The record is from RefSeq and is a predicted model, not a curated record. NCBI's taxonomy places the organism in Eukaryota, Metazoa, Arthropoda, Insecta, Diptera, Muscidae. Gene Ontology annotation, molecular function: serine-type endopeptidase activity. Gene Ontology annotation, biological process: proteolysis. The transcript is spliced from 5 exons. The coding region runs from base 157 to 1029 and encodes 290 amino acids.